Molecule: messenger RNA, 1039 nt
Organism: Prorocentrum cordatum
Lineage: Eukaryota; Dinophyceae; Prorocentrales; Prorocentraceae
Source: the annotation of a GenBank genome assembly
AUGUCGGUUGAGUUGCUGAUCGUGCAGCAGGCACACAUCACCUUGGCCAGGCAUGGCCUUCGCGACCUCGGCAACUGCCUGGUCAAGGGCUUCUGCAGGGGCGUGAUAUCCACGUUCGGAGCGCCGUCGAAGCGCCACGCCGCAGUCAGCGAGGACAUGAUGGUCUACGCCAGCUGCCAGCUGAGGUUGGUGCACAUGGGACGCUCGAUGGCCAGGCUUCGGCGGCAUACGUCGUACAGCGCCUCGCUGUCGUACGCGGGGAGAACCAAGCCAGCGAAACUGGCCUCAGCAUGCCACGGCACGCCGGUGGACGAGGAGGUGGCGGCAAGGGAGCAGCUUGGAAGGCCCCACCUGACCGAGAUGGUGCGGGCGGGCCGCGAAGGCGUCGUGGCUCGGCCCUCUGGGGCCAGUCGCGCCUUCCGCGGCUGGGCCCAGCACGCCGAUUUCGGCGCAGGGCCGCAGGCGGUGCCCACCACGGCGGGCGAGGCCACCCUGGAGGUCAAGGCGGUGGGGUCGGCCAUUGAUGAGCUGGCCCUGGAGAGCACUCGGCUGUUCAUGGGGGAGACCAAGCGCGACUCCGAGAAGCUCGUCGUGAAGGACUCCAAGGAGAAGCGGCUGCCGCUGACCGUCAGCGCUGCCAAGCAGAUGGUCCUGGGCACCGCGUGCGCCGUGAAGAUGCUGGAGUCCCAGCUGGCGGAGGCCCGAUCCGCGCACGAGGCCGCCUGCAGGGAGGUCCUCGGCGCGGGCUUCGUGUCGUCGCAGCUGUUCGACAACGGCGAGGCUGGGCCUGUCUCCGCGGUAGCGGUCCUCGACGAGGCUCUGGCGUACGCGAUGGUCACGCCCGCGUGCUCAAAACGAGAGUGCACGCAGAGCACCGUGCUGCAAGUGGGCUUCAGGUCGACCGUCACACAGCGAGACACGUGCUUGCCAGCACCAGUCUUUGAGAAGAAAGUCCUGAGGGCAUCGCCACCGCCGCCGAUGUUCUUGUCAGAGGGCACUUGGCCGUCAGGCUGGAUGAAGCUGUGCGGGGUGCUCGAAG